AUGACUUUGAAAAAAAUAUAUAAUGGCCAUUUCCGUAGAGUACCAUCAAGCAGCGAGAAGGCUGACAAGAGUUUUUGCAGUGAAAAAUCAGCUGAAGUAUUAAGUGAAAGCAAAAGUUUUGAAAAUAAAGGAAGUUAUGGAAUCGUAAACAAUAUCUUAUAUGGUGCAGGUUUAGGUGUUGGUGCUGUUGGAUUUUCACUAGCUAUUUUAAGUUCAACUAUCUUAGCUUCUUCUGUUCUUUUCUCCACAUAUUUUUGUGCCAAUACAUGUAACGUAAAUGAAGAUGACAUGGAUGACGACUUUAUAUAA
Molecule: messenger RNA, 309 nt
Organism: Plasmodium adleri (nom. inval.)
Lineage: Eukaryota; Apicomplexa; Aconoidasida; Haemosporida; Plasmodiidae
Product: conserved Plasmodium protein, unknown function
Exons: 5
Coding region: 1-309 (102 amino acids)
Source: RefSeq, a predicted model, not a curated record